AUGGCUUGGUGGAAAAAAGGAGCUCCAUCUGCCCCUGAAGGAGAAAAAGCAACAAAAAAGGAGGCAAAAGAAGAGGAAAAAAAGGUCGAGGAGCCAAACAAUAAGCCUAGCUGGGCAAAGGCACCAGCAAAAGAAGAUUCUAAGGCUGCCCAGCACAAAGAGCCAGCUUCAUCGCAAAGGCCAGAAAUAUCCAAAUCAGCCUCAAUAGAAGAAACAAAGACGGCUUUGACACCAAGCAAGACUUUGCCUAUACAAAAUAUCGAUUUCAUAGAAAAAGGAGAGCUAGUGAGAGCAGGUACUGGCUUAUAUAAAGGGCUAAUAAUAGGGACUUCAAAUAAAGGUGAGCGAGACCGUAUUAGAGCCCUUUUCGAUACCCAGCAAGUUCUUUACACUGAUCCUCAGUUUCCUCCUGAACAAUCUAGCUUAGCUAACUCCCCCCCCUCCGUGAGUGAACAAAACCAUUAGAAAAAUCGCUAUUUUUUGCCCAAAAAACCCACCCUCCGUGAGUGAACAAAAAUUUUUUUAAUCGAAAAAUUUUUUAUGUAAAAAAAUUUUGAUAUAUUAAUGAUAAUUAGUAUAAUGAAAUCUAGAGCCAAUUAUGUUUAAUUUUAAACGAAUUGCUUUUUAAAACAUAAAUUUUAUAAAUUAAAUUAACAUUUGUUUCCAUUUUUUGCGAAUUAGGAUUUUUUUAAAUUUCAAAAAAAUAUAUUUUUUAUAAAAUUUAUAUAUAAAUGUUUAAUUAACCCCCCUCCGUGAGUGAACAAAAUUUUUUUGUUCACUCACGGAGGGGGGGGGAGUAAGAAUUUUUCUGGGCUAUCCUAUAGUGAACAAAAGCUAUGAAAAUCUUUUCAAUGGAAACGUGCAUCAGAAAUUUAUAAAAAGAUAAUUAAUUAUUUUUUCUCGGAUACUUCCCUUGGCAAGCAUUUUCUCGGCACUGUUUAGUUGAAAAUUUUUUCGUAAGACAUUUACUCGGAAAAGCUUAUUAUGUAUUGCAAUAAUUUCUUAUCAUGCAUAUGCAUGUCAUUUUGAAUUUUGGUAUAGAAAUUUUUAUCAUGGGCAAACAGCGCCAUCUAUGGGAAAUUUCUAUAUGUGAAAACAAAAAAAUGCGUUUCAAAAAGCAGAUUUUAGUGCUGCAAAUUCUUAAUUUAAAAUUUCAUAUUAAAAUGGCGCAUAUAGCGUCCAUAAGAAAUUUUACCAACGGAUUAUAUUAAUUUUGCGAGAUAAAUGCCUCAAAAAGACUUACCAAUGCUUGUUGAGAAAAAUCUAGAUCAAGAGGCUUCUAGAAUUAUAAUAUUCCGAACUACUGUUUUUUAAAAGCAAUUAAGGCUUAAUGAUGACAUAAUACUACUGAAAUUCUCAUAUUAUAUACAAAAUUUAUAGUCAGCCUAUAAAAGUUUUCAACAAUAUCGAUCCAAAUGAUAUCUUGCAAGGAGACCUUGGAGACUGCUAUUUCUUAUCAACCCUUUCUGCAAUAGCUGAAUUUCCUAAAAGAAUUGAAAAACUUUUUGAUACCCAAGAAUACCAGCCAUCAGGCUGCUAUACAGUCAACAUUUGUGACAUGGGGACAUGGACUGACUACGUUAUUGAUGACUUUUUCCCUUAUAACCCAAAAAAAGAAAAAGUCGCAUUUUCAGGGCCACAUAUCCAAAGCGGGAUAAGCGAACUUUGGGUACUUUUGAUAGAAAAAGCUUGGGCUAAAAGAUUUGGGUCAUAUAAAGCUAUAGACUCAGGGCUUACACAAGAUGCAUUAAGAGACCUAACUGGAGGCCCAUGUGAGACUUUGCCAAUAGAAGAUGAAAAUUUGUGGGAAAAAGUUCUUACUCCCCCCCCUCCGUGAGUGAACAAAAAAAUUUUGUUCACUCGCGGAGGGGUGUUAGUUUUUUUGUUUUUAAAAACAUUUAUAUAUAAAAUUUAUAAAAAAUAUUUUUUUUCGAAAUUAAAAAAAAUCUAAUUCGCAAAAAUUUGAAAGCAAAUAUUAAUUUAAUUUAUAAAAUUUAUGUUUUAAAAAGCAAUUCGUUUAAAAUUAAACAGAAUUAUCUCUAGAUUUCAUUAUACUAAUUAUCAUUUAUAUGUCAAUUUGUUUUUCCAUAAAAAUUUUUUGUAUUAAAAAAAUUUUUGUUCACUCACGGAGGGUGGGUUUUUGGGCAAAAAAUAGCGAUUUUUCUAAUGGUUUUGUUCACUCACGGGGGGGGGGGGGGGAGUUAGUGCCGACCAAAGAGAUUUUAUUAUAACAGCUUCUAGCUCUGGAGAAGAAGGAAACGGCGAUGCGAUAAAUGAGCUUGGCUUAGUUACCCUUCAUGCGUAUUCUGUAAUUGCUGCAAGAGAAAUCAUAUCAAGAAGAGGCCCAGAAAAAUUAUUACAAAUCAGAAACCCAUGGGGUUCUCAAGAAUGGCAAGGUGCUUGGUCAGACAACUCAGACCUAUGAACUCCUGAGCUUAAACAACAGCUAGGCUGGAGUAAUGAAGAUGAUGGGACUUUUUGGAUGUCUUUUGACGAUUUUUCAGAAUAUUUUUCAAAUGUCACCAUUUGUAGGGUCCAUGAUGAUUAUUACUAUGAGUCCCUACAUUAUACACAAGCUAAUAAUGCAUUUUCAGUAUUUAAAGUGACAGUUCAUGACGCAGGGGAGACUUAUUUUAUCUCUACACAAGUAGACGAUAGGGUUUUUAGUACUGAAAGUGGCUAUACUUAUUCUCCUGCUAGAGUCAUUGUAGCUAAGGUAAAUGAAAAUAUUGAUCAAGACAGAUUAUCAUAUAUAAAUGCAGUCGGAAACUACGAAGAAAGAGAUGUGUGGUGCAGCUCUGAGGUAGAAGCAGGGACGUAUUUGGUAUAUAUAGAAAUCAAUUUUUCAGGGAACUUUACGAAUCAGCUUGCAUUUUCUGUGUAUUCGGCAGCUCCGGUUACAAUAGAAGAUGUGACGUUCCAGGAAUGGGAUUUCAUAAGCCAGGUUUAUACGUGUGACUUGGCUAGGAAAGAAGUAAAACCUGCCUUGCUUGGCCCUGAUGUUUAUUUUUAUAGUGUAAAUCACUUUGGGGAGCGAAGUGAUGGAAAAGUAAAAGAAGGGUUUUUAUUUGAUGCGAUUGAAAAUUGUUCCAAAGAUUUAGUGCUGGAGAUGGAAGCUAUUCAUAAGACGAUGAUAAAUAUUGAGAUGCUAGGGCAGUUUGCGGGGGCUGAUACUUAUAAAGUGGUUUUGAGACCUGGAGAGAAAGCAGUGGUGGUUAAAAAGCAAAUUGACUUGGCGGCUGGACACACAACGGCACAAGUUAUAAAGAAAAAGAAAUUGACUUCGGCUUAA
This is a messenger RNA of Blepharisma stoltei, 3292 nucleotides long. The record is from the annotation of a GenBank genome assembly. Lineage: Eukaryota; Ciliophora; Heterotrichea; Heterotrichida; Blepharismidae.